AUGGCCGAGAAUCAAGACAGUGCCGCGUUCCUAAAUGGAAGCGCAAUGAAGCCCGAUGCCUUUGAUGGCACAAAAUCCAAGUACAUUGCUUGGAAGACGCAGAUGAAAUUGUACGUAGUCACGCAAAGGAAGCAGCUACCAGAACAGUUUGACAGGGUCCUCAUGAUCCUGUCUUACAUGAAAGGGGGACAUGCGGGCGAAUACGUCGCCACAUUCAUGAAAAAGCAUUUCUUAAUCAAUGAGCAAGCCGAAGCAUACGAUCGGCUCCAAGCAAUGCAGAUGGGGACGCUGUCGGCGCAGGAGUUCUUCUCGAAGUUUGAGUUGUGCGCCUUCCAGGCAAAUAUUCACGACUUCGAAGUGCAUUUCCAGGAACUCAAGUCACUUUUAGAAAAAGCACUCCGGGCUGACAUCAUUCGGCUUCUGUACAAUUUAUCGGAAGAACUACCCACCACAUAUGCGCUCUACAAGCUACAGGUCGCGCACAUCGACCUAAACCAGCAGCAGUACCAACGGCGAAACCCACAAUCCCAGCGGCAAGGACAACUCCAGCCUCGGCAGCAGCAGACACAAGGUGCACCACGAGCACAGACUACGGUGGCCGCGCCAACUGCAAACGCCCCGGUUCAGACACGCCGCGAUGGGACAGGUGUCACAUUUGGCGGCAGAGGCCAGCCAAUGGAGCUAGACCAGGCACGACGCCUGAGCCUUUGCUUCCGAUGUGGAGAAAAGGGUCAUCUUUCGUGCAACUGCCCUAAUCGGCAACAAGCCCAGCAAGUAUGGGCAGCGGAAACCCCGGUAGUUCCUACUACCAAUGCAUUCACACCACUCGCGUUGCUUAACAAAGCUCCUGCCGCGACGGCAGAACCAUUUGACUGGAAGGCGGCAAUUUGCAAAGAAAUUCGUGCGGCCAUGAAGGGUUUUGCAAGCGGUCAGCAAGGUGCGUAG
Phanerochaete carnosa HHB-10118-sp is the source of this 945-nucleotide messenger RNA. RefSeq lists its product as uncharacterized. Gene Ontology annotation, molecular function: zinc ion binding; nucleic acid binding. Bases 1 to 945 code for a protein of 314 amino acids. The record is from RefSeq and is a predicted model, not a curated record. Lineage: Eukaryota; Fungi; Basidiomycota; Agaricomycetes; Polyporales; Phanerochaetaceae. The transcript is spliced from 2 exons.